Oncorhynchus keta (chum salmon) is the source of this 2037-nucleotide messenger RNA. RefSeq lists its product as uncharacterized. Lineage: Eukaryota; Metazoa; Chordata; Actinopteri; Salmoniformes; Salmonidae. The record is from RefSeq and is a predicted model, not a curated record. The transcript has 3 exons. Bases 869 to 1999 code for a protein of 376 amino acids.
CACGGAGCAGAUACUCUACCACAGGGCCCCAGCCUUAAGAGUUCACAAAUCUGCUGUUUCAAAACACACACCUUCAAAAAAAUAAUCUGUUUUUAAAACAUUUCACCUGCGUUUUAGAUUGAAAGUCGGCUGUUUUUAGUUUUUUGCUUCAAUAGAGUGAUCAGGGACAUGUAACUAUAGUUUUCCUUCACAGAAAAUACAUUAGUGCAACACAUUCUGGCACAAAAAAGCUUCAUUUUCAUCAGAAGACAACAGAAGUGGAACGCCAUUUGGCUGGCAGCCACACAAGUAAAUGAGUUUACAAUUAAAAAGCACUUUUUUUUUUUUUUACAAAAACGAUACAUGGCCAUCAUAUUUCUGUUUAGCAUAGAGAGAGAAUGUAGCCAGCUACAUUUCCCAAUGUUUUGCUUGAAGUUAAUCUUGUAUUUUACCAGAGAAAAGUUGGCUACACGGAAAAGUAGCUACACAUCAGUCAGAGCGCUGUCUGCUGAUAGAACAGACCCAGUGGUGGUCCUUCUGUAGCUCAGUUGGUAGAGCAUGGCGCUUGUAAUGCCAGGGUAGUGGGUUCGAUUCCCGGGACCACCCAUACGUAGAAUGUAUGCACACAUGACUGUAAGUCGCUUUGGAUAAAAGCGUCUGCUAAAUGGCAUAUAUUAUUAUUAUAUAUUAGAAUGCCGUUUCCUGAAGUCUCAUCUGAGGGGAGAAGUGCAACUGAAGCACAAAAUUAGUCUGAUGCAGAGCAGAUAUUACAAUAAGAAGCAUUUUAGAUUUGCUGUUCAAAACGCAGCAAGAUAUUUCUUAUUCGUUUUAUCAUCUUUCUUUUCUGCGUGAAAAUCACACAAUUCUGUAUUAAUGCGACUCCUGUACCAUGAUGUCAGUUAGUUCUCAUUUUAAUCCAGUCAAGUUAGUCCACUACAUAACAGACCCAGUCAUGGUGCUCCACUCCAUAACAGACCCAGUCAUGUUAGUCCAUUACAUAACAGACCCAGUCAAGUUAGUCCACUACAUAACAGACCCAGUCAUGGUGCUCCACACCAUAACAGACCCAGUCAUGGUGCUCCACUACAUAACAGACCCAGUCAUGGUGCUCCACUCCAUAACAGACCCAGUCAUGGUGCUCCACUCCAUAACAGACCCAGUCAUGGUGCUCCACUUCAUAACAGACCCAGUCAUGGUGCUCCACUCCAUAACAGACCCAGUCAUGGUGCUCCACUCCAUAACAGACCCAGUCAUGUUAGUCCACUCCAUAACAGACCCAGUCAUGGUGCUCCACUCCAUAACAGACCCAGUCAUGGUGCUCCACUCCAUAACAGACCCAGUCAUGGUGCUCCACUCCAUAACAGACCCAGUCAUGGUGCUCCACUCCAUAACAGACCCAGUCAUGGUGCUCCACUCCAUAACAGACCCAGUCAUGUUAGUCCAUUACAUAACAGACCCAGUCAUGGUGCUCCACUCCAUAACAGACCCAGUCAAGUUAGUCCACUCCAUAACAGACCCAGUCAUGUUAGUCCACUCCAUAACAGACCCAGUCAUGUUAGUCCACUCCAUAACAGACCCAGUCAUGUUAGUCCACUCCAUAACAGACCCAGUCAUGUUAGUCCACUCCAUAACAGACCCAGUCAUGUUACUCCACUACAUAACAGACCCAGUCAUGUUACUCCACUCCAUAACAGACCCAGUCAUGGUGCUCCACUCCAUAACAGACCCAGUCAUGGUGCUCCACUCCAUAACAGACCCAGUCAUGGUGCUCCACUACAUAAGACCCAGUCAUGGUGCUCCACUACAUAACAGACCCAGUCAUGUUACUCCACUACAUAACAGACCCAGUCAUGGUGCUCCACUACAUAACAGACUCAGUCAAGUUAGUCCACUACAUAACAGACCCAGUCAUGGUGCUCCACUCCAUAACAGACCCAGUCAUGUUAGUCCACUCCAUAACAGACCCGAAGGAAAUGUGUACAUGCCUAUAGUAACUUUAAAUUCUCCCUUCAUCCUGUAGCUGUCUAACAACAUCCUGGGGGGUUUACAUGAGAUCAG